Messenger RNA from Saccostrea cuccullata (small rock oyster), 441 nucleotides. RefSeq names its product E3 ubiquitin-protein ligase TRIM45-like. Gene Ontology annotation, molecular function: zinc ion binding. The transcript has a single exon. The coding region runs from base 1 to 441 and encodes 146 amino acids. The record is from RefSeq and is a predicted model, not a curated record. NCBI's taxonomy places the organism in Eukaryota, Metazoa, Mollusca, Bivalvia, Ostreida, Ostreidae.
AUGGACCUGCUGGACAGAGCUCAAGUACUCCUCCUCUGUGACCUGUGUCAAAAAGCUGCAUUACAGAGUCAUUGUGAACUUUGUCAGAUUAACCUGUGUAAGGCCUGUGUAGGGGAGCAUCUCUCUGAUGCAUCUAAAAGACACAAUGUUGUACCAUACAAACACAGAACUUCUACUCCUAACUACCCAAAAUGUCCAAACCACACCCAGAAACAUUGUGAACUUUACUGUGAGGAAUGUAACAUUCCUGUCUGUUCUACCUGCCUCUCCUCUGGGAAACAUAAAGGACACGAUUUAUCAGAUGCUCUACAGAAACUAAGUUCAAAAACAAAUGGUUUAAAAAAAGAUUUAAAAGAACUAGAGAAAAGAAUCUAUCCUACAUAUGAGGAAAUUACAUUAGACUUAAACUCUGAAAAAGUCAAUUUGGAAGAAUCAUUGUGA